AUGACGGACUAUGGAGCCACACCACCGACGCCCUCGUCGCCUGCGCAUGUCCCCCGCUCUUCCAGCCACCCGCGUCUCACAAACUCCAAGCUGUUCCUUCCCCUCCAAAACGACGCCUCCGCAAUCUCCACGCGCGGCCACCACCUCCCAUCGCUGCUCCACCACACGCGCCGGCCUUCGACAAUACGCAGCAACGAACGCCGCGGCAGUGAGACGGAUGAUGAGGACUUGGAAGCAUACAGAAAUGGCCUCAUGAUGCCGCACGACCGAGACUCUGAUCGGAGGAGCAGCAUUGGGGCCCAUGUCUUGAACACGCCGCAAAUGAGGAGCCAACGGCUGAUUGGCAACUCCAACCCGCGAUACCAAUGGGAAAAGUACUACAAGAGUGAAGAGGAGCUCAAGGGCAUGAAGAAGCCGGUACGCGAGUACUAUGAGCGCAACAACGAGCUGCUCCAGAACUACCUGUACAUUGACCGUUUGCUCGACUCGUCGCUUCCCCACAAUCUGAUUCAAGAGUAUACCAAUCUUGAAUCCGGUUCCGUCAAGAUCCCCACUACCAUCACUGAGGAGUCUUCGGCCAACUCUACACCCAUUCCAAGCAUUCCUGGGGCCAAAAAUGGUUCCAAUACCCCUAGUCUGCCCAGCGAAAACGGGAGAAGCGCAUCUUCAAACAGUCUCAACGCUAGCAACGGCAACGGGGCAACCAAGCCCAUGGUCAAGCGUACACCCAAGAACCUUUAUAAAGUUCCCGAGGCAGAUGAGAACACACCACUACUUGCGCGCGAACAUGCUGUCGACGACGACGAAGAGGAAGCACUACAAAACUCCAAGCUAAAGGACUGGGUACCAGAAGAAGACGAAGAUACAGACAGUCCCAUUGUCAAAUUAGCUCUCUAUGUCAACCUCAGUGCGAACACGGCCCUCCUCAUCAUGAAGAUUGUCGUCACCGUCCUUACAUCUUCGCUCUCCGUUGUCGCCAGUUUGGUCGAUGCCGCACUUGACUUUCUCUCCACAGCCAUAGUAUGGUUUACGUCCUGGAUGAUUGCUCGUCAAGACCGUUACGCCUACCCUGUUGGUCGCCGGCGUCUUGAACCCAUUGGCGUCCUAAUCUUCUCCGUCAUCAUGAUGACCUCGUUCUUCCAAGUCGGCAUUGAGGGUGUUUCCAGACUUUCAGGGCCCGAUCACACCAUCGUUCAAUUGACAAUCCCUGCUGUUGCCAUCAUGACUUUGACUGUUGUCAUCAAGGGAAUGUGCUGGCUCUGGUGCCGUCUCAUCCGCAACUCUAGCGUCCAGGCACUCGCUCAGGACGCCAUGACUGACGUGGUCUUCAACACCUUCUCCAUCCUCUUUCCGCUUGUAGGAUACUUUGCAAAAAUCUGGUGGCUCGACGCCCUUGGCGGUAUCUUGCUCUCUGCUUAUGUCAUCAUCAACUGGAGUGCGACUUCUGCCGAGCACAUCCGCAACCUGACGGGUGCAAGUGCAACUGCUGACGAGCGGAACAUCUUGCUCUACAUGACCAUGCGUUUCGCAAAGUCUAUCAAGAGGAUUCAAGGCCUGCAGGCAUACCACGCUGGUGACAAGCUGAACGUGGAGGUCGACAUUGUGGUUGACGAGAGCCUUAGUCUGAGGGACAGCCAUGAUUUGGGUGAGAGUCUGCAGUAUGUCCUCGAAAGUGUACCAUACGUCGAUCGCGCCUUUGUACAUAUCGAUUACACGGAUUACAACUUCCCAACGCACAUGUCUCAACAGGAAUAG
Pyrenophora tritici-repentis Pt-1C-BFP is the source of this 1755-nucleotide messenger RNA. Its product is annotated as MMT1, Co-Zn-Cd cation transporter. Gene Ontology annotation, biological process: transmembrane transport; monoatomic cation transport. The record is from RefSeq and is a predicted model, not a curated record. NCBI's taxonomy places the organism in Eukaryota, Fungi, Ascomycota, Dothideomycetes, Pleosporales, Pleosporaceae. Gene Ontology annotation, molecular function: monoatomic cation transmembrane transporter activity. Gene Ontology annotation, cellular component: membrane.